AUUCGCCUUGAUUGAAUGGAGACGUUAUUUGGUAUCGACUUCAGAAAAAUUUAGAGCCCUGUAUACGAAUCUUAUCGAUAUUUAUUUGACGUUUUGAGGGCAUUGUGUUGUUAUAGAUAUAAAAUUGAAGUGAUUUUCUGAAAUUUACCCUUGGCUAAAAAGGGGUUCUGAAGGAAUGAGUAAAAAUUACAGCAAGGAUUGUUUGGGGCUUCGCUUACGGAUAACCGCACUUCAUCAAACUUGGAAGUGGUUACAUCAAACAGCUGCGUUACACGAAUAUUUGAUAUCUGUUACGACAGCUAGCUCGGCAGGCACUUACUGUGAUAAGAAUUUUGAUACUUUUCAAGGUCGCCAAAGAACAUAGAGCUACAAAAAUAUUUACGUAUAUAUUACGAUAAUAUUAGAAAACAUUGUUUUUAAAAGAACAUUUCUCUUAAUUACCAAGUAGAAAAUGUGUAGUGCCUGCUAAAUAAAAAAUCGAAAUUGAAUUAAAAAGUAAUAAAAACUCUCGUUGUUUCAACCGUUGCUACGUUUUUAUAUUCAUCAUGAAUACAGUAGCUGUCACAGGUUUUAAAAGGGGGAUCCAUAAGUGCCUCUUGCAUAUGUUCGAAGAAAGUCAUAUAAAAGUGUCGUAUAAUUGUUUCCACACUAUGAAUAAAAAUCAAGAAAAGCAUACUCCUAAAAACUAUGGACUACCCCCAUCAUCAUUUAUAACUAAAUCAGCAAAGAACUCUUCGCAGAAAUCCGAAAAUUCUGAAGUUUCUGAUGCAAACAUUAAAAAAUCUGUAUUUAUUUCACAGUCGCAUGAUAUAUUCACCAAUUUGGCCUUAGAGGAUUGGUUGUACAGAAAUUUUGAUUUUCGAACACACCAUGUGUUAUUGCUAUGGGUUAAUGAUCCAUGCGUGGUUAUUGGCCGUCACCAAAAUCCAUUUAUGGAAACAAACGUUUCAAAAUUACAUUUACAAGAUGUUACAAUGGCGCGCCGUAACAGCGGUGGUGGAGCGGUUUAUCAUGAUCGUGGUAACCUUAAUUGUACAUUUUUCACACCACGUGAACGUUAUAAUAGAAAAUACAACUUGAAUAUACUCACAAGGGCCCUGUUUCGAGAAUGGGCAAUAAAAUCUGAAAUAAAUGAGCGUGACGAUGUAUGUAUCAAUGAAAAAAAGCUUUCUGGAACGGCUGCGAAAUUAGGAUUCCCGAAUGCUUACCAUCAUUGCACGCUUCUAGCCAACACUAAUAAAUCGAAUCUUGGAAAUUGUUUAAGCAAGGAAAAGGUCAAUUACAUCAGUAAUUCUACUCAAUCCGUGCGUUCGCCAAUUAAAAAUUUAUGUGAAAUUAAUCGUAAUGUUAAUAUCUCGCAAUUAAUAUCUGCAAUUGGUUACGAAUACUUAAGGACAUUCGCCACAGAGUUACAAGAUGGUGGUAAUCAGCAAAUAAUGAAACAACGCGGAUUCCAACUAAUCAAUCCAACAGAAAAGUGGUUCCCAGGAAUUACUGAUUUAAGAACAGAGUUCAAUUCUUGGGAAUGGAUUUUUGGGAAGACUCCAAAGUUUACAGUGGAAAAAGACUUAUUUUUAAAGGAUCAAGACAAACAACAUAAGAUGAUUCUUAAUGUACAAGUAGAAAAGGGGUUAAUUAACGAUGUAUCGAUUACGAUGCCUAAUGGAGAACGUCUACCAGUUGUGUCUACUUUACAGAACCAAUUUUACAACGAGGAGAAUUUAAAUAAAAUUAUAAAUGCUCUUAAGUUGGCUUCUACAGACAAUAUAAUGCAAGCUAUAAAUGGCCAUUAAUGUGACGAAAUUUUUUAUUACUUUUUAAAUAAAUGGCUUUUAGCCACAUGAUUAGUUAA
Ceratitis capitata (Mediterranean fruit fly) is the source of this 1852-nucleotide messenger RNA. RefSeq names its product lipoyltransferase 1, mitochondrial (gene Lipt1). NCBI's taxonomy places the organism in Eukaryota, Metazoa, Arthropoda, Insecta, Diptera, Tephritidae. Gene Ontology annotation, biological process: protein lipoylation. Gene Ontology annotation, cellular component: mitochondrion; cytoplasm. The record is from RefSeq and is a predicted model, not a curated record. Gene Ontology annotation, molecular function: lipoyltransferase activity. The coding region runs from base 546 to 1793 and encodes 415 amino acids. The transcript has 4 exons.